CCGGAGCUGGGAUUUUGUCCCAAUCCACAGAGGAACUUUGUUAUUCCUGACAAAAUGUGUGUGAGGUCUCUGGGAUUUGUGCUUCUGGCUUGGCUUCCUGGCUUUCUGCACGCUCAAACAGCUUGUGGUCCCCCCAGACUCACUGAUGGCUAUUUUGUCCCACAGCGAAAAAACUACAAUCAUGGACAAACAUUGACUUAUAGCUGUGAAACUGGAUUUAAGCCCGUGGUGGAGGGCUGGUGGGCAACAAGCACGUGCCAGAACGGCAAAUGGACUCCUACCCCUCAGUGUAUAGAUAGUAGCGCCUGCCUUCCACCUGCUAUUGAAAAUGGGAAGUACAAAGAAGCACAAAGGGGCUGGUAUGAAAACCAGGACGAGAUCACGAUCACCUGUGAAGAUGGGUUUGACAUGAGACUCCGCUCCGGCAGAAUUCAUUGCUCAAAUGGAAGAUGGUCUCCUCCGCCUGUUUGUGAGAGAAGCAGUGAUGCGUGUGAUGAGCCUGAUAAAAUCCCCCAUGCAGUUAUCAUCAAUCAGGAGCCCAAGGAGGCUUACGGCCAAAACUAUCAGCUAGAGUAUCAGUGUGAGGAUGGAUACACUACAGGUCAAGCAAAUAACAGAGGAUCUAUCACUUGCCAAACUGGAACCUGGACUGAAGCACAAUCAUGCAUUCCUGCAGUUCGAUCCUGUGUGUUGGACCUGAGUAGACUCAAUGUUGGCCAAACUUCACAGAUCAGCAUAAAGGAUGGAGAGACAAAGGAGAUUGAUUGUAGACAUUGGCCGGACUACUGGAUGUUUGCUAGGUGCUCUAAUGGAAUAAUAGAUGCAACUGAGUGUUGCCACAGUAACGACAUUGCUCGAAAUGUUUGCACAUUUACCAAACGACUGUAACAUUUCCUGGCUUUGGAUUCAUCCACCACCAACAGAGAAUGAAGUGACGGAGAGAUUUCUGUCAGAAACACCUGGAAGGAAACUUUUUCUUUUUGUAUUUAAAUUCUGUUGAUUGUUGGUUGACAGCAAAUAUAAAAUGCUUGAUUUUACUUAAAAUAAAAUAUUUCAACAAGA
Messenger RNA from Poecilia latipinna (sailfin molly), 1062 nucleotides. RefSeq names its product complement factor H-like. The coding region runs from base 55 to 888 and encodes 277 amino acids. The record is from RefSeq and is a predicted model, not a curated record. The transcript is spliced from 7 exons. NCBI's taxonomy places the organism in Eukaryota, Metazoa, Chordata, Actinopteri, Cyprinodontiformes, Poeciliidae.